Messenger RNA from Phytophthora sojae, 1197 nucleotides. RefSeq lists its product as hypothetical. The transcript has a single exon. The record is from RefSeq and is a predicted model, not a curated record. Gene Ontology annotation, molecular function: protein-containing complex binding; monoatomic ion channel activity. Gene Ontology annotation, biological process: monoatomic ion transport; transmembrane transport. Gene Ontology annotation, cellular component: membrane. Lineage: Eukaryota; Oomycota; Peronosporomycetes; Peronosporales; Peronosporaceae. The coding region runs from base 1 to 1197 and encodes 398 amino acids.
AUGGAUAUCCACCGCAUCAAGCACCAGUACUUCCGAUCGGGGGCUUUCGCUUUGGAUAUCAUCGCGCUAUUGCCGCUUUAUGCUGUGAAUUGGGGCAUAGAGUCGUACCAGCGAUGGGACCUCCUGAACGUCAACAAACUUCUGCGAUUGUUCAAAGUUCCCAAGCAACUUCACGCACUCGAGACGCGGUACCUUAAGCGAACGACGGAGCUGCAUCUGUUCAAACUGCUCUACUACACGUGCAUGCUCUCGCACAUUCUGGGCUGCAUCUGGUUCAACUUUGCGUCGGGAGUAGCCACCCCCAAAUUCAGCGACAGCUCAGCCCCGACCGCCACCCAGACGGCAUUCGGUGAGAACCUGUGGCUGCCAUCCAAGAAGCUGGAGAAUGGGUCGCUCAUGCUCCAGUACAUGGCGUCUCUCUAUUGGUCGUUCGGUCUCAUGUCGUCUUCAGGCGAGUCCGAGUACCCACAGACCACGGCCCAAUGCAUUUUCAGCGUUGUGACCAUGACCGCGGGCGUUUUCCUGUUUGCGUACGUGAUUGGUAAUUUUACCGAUAUUAUCGAGCUCACAAGCUCCGAGAGCAGAGAAUUCGAUGUCAAAAUGGGGGCAGCACGACAAAUGCUAGACCAUUUCAAGAUCCCGACUAUCCUCCAGGAGCGGGUCAAGACCUUCUUGUUGUUUAAAAGGUACCACACGAUCACCCAGGAGCAUCUGCUCGGAGAGUGUUUGCCACCGUCCUUGCUGACGGAUAUCCGCCUUGUAUACCUAAAGCCCAUGAUCGAGAAAGUGGAUUUCCUCGCGGGAAUGGAGAUAUCCAUCACGCGAAUGCUGGUGUCCCAGUUCACGCAGGUGCUGGUUUCUCGUGGCGAGUUUGUUUUCAGGUUCGGGGACUGCGGCAGCGACAUGUUCUUCGUAUUCACGGGCAUCCUCGACGUUCUGCUGCCCAUGCAGCUAGCCAAACGUUCCAGACCCACGUUCAGAGCUGUAGCAGACACUGUAGCAAGCAAGGAGAACGCGUCCUCCCAGGCUGGACCGACACCGGAGGAUAUCGAUAACAGCUUGCAGCAGAUCAGUAUUCCAGGCCAACUGAAGAAGAUGAACGAGAUAUCCGCUGGCAGAUAUUUUGCUGAGAACGGAUUAUUCACGAAUGGGGAACGGGACGCCUACAUCCAGGCUCGGACGUCGUGCAUCCUGUAG